AUGCGAUGCGCGAGCAAGGCCGCCGAGAGCGCGUCUGCACGUCUCUGUGCGGACGCCGAAGCAGAAACCACAGCAACUGAUGUCCCAUCGGUUGCUGAAGCGACCCAGCCUGUGUCACUUGGUGAUGCAGGCGCUGGUCAUGAAGACACUCGUGUCUUCACAGAGUACGAGCUCGGUGUCUCGUACUCUCCUGAUACGGAUGACGGAUCCGUAUCGACGGCAAUUGAAUCCAAGCCGCCUGCCAAGCGUGGCAUGGACGAUGCUUUGCGUCGCAGCAUCUUUGGUUCAUCUGACGAAUCAGAUGAACCAUCGCCGAAGCGAAGGCGCUCGAGGUCGCGAGACUCGGGCGCUAAUAGUGGUGUCGGUUCUCCUAUGGACACCACUUCACAGCGAGGUGCCAGUACUUCUGUCGGCACGUCGCAGGAAGAGCGGGACCGCAAUGACUUGCGUCUCGCUCCAGAAAAGAAGGCAUGGAUGCCUCCUAAAUCCGUCAUGGAUCACUUGUCGGCGACGACGAGUGAUCGUUAUCGAACACGAUUGUUCGAUUCGUCAAGGAUCCAUCACCUUGACCCCAGCGCGAAAGACUAUCGCGCUGAAAAUGAAUUCUUCAUCGAUGCUUUCUCCAGACAUCGAUGGUACAGUGGGAAUAACAACGUGAUGGUCCCUCACUACUUCAGGCGUGGAACGCCUACAUCCAUAACCUCGAGGAUGUAG
This is a messenger RNA of Peronospora matthiolae, 714 nucleotides long. Lineage: Eukaryota; Oomycota; Peronosporomycetes; Peronosporales; Peronosporaceae. The record is from the annotation of a GenBank genome assembly.